AUGGCGUCUUCUUCGUUCUCACUCACGUCUCCAGCUGCUUCCGUCUAUGCAGUCACCCAAACCUCCGCACACUUCCCCCUUCCAAACCGCUCUCGUCUCCCUCGCCGAGUUUCUUUCCGUCUCUCCGCCAAGCCUAAGCUUCGUUUUCUCUCCAAGCCUAGUCGCAGUAGCUACCCUGUGGUGAAAGCCCAAUCCAACAAGGUUGGUAGUGGUGCAUCAUCAAAUGCUUCAGCUCCUGCAAAAAUCGAUGGGCCAUCAGCUGAAGGAAAGGAUAAAAACUCAUUGAAAGAAGACUCUUCUUCUUCUUCUUCUUCACCUGAUAUGGCUACAGAAGAGUCUAUCUCUGAGUUCCUUACCCAAGUAACAACUCUUGUCAAGCUUGUGGAUUCAAGAGACAUCGUCGAGUUGCAGUUGAAGCAACUCGACUGUGAGCUUGUCAUUCGGAAAAAGGAAGCUUUACCUCAACCACAAGCCCCAACACCAUAUGUUAUGAUGCAGCAACCAAACCAACCAUCUUAUGUCCAACAAAUGGCUCCUCCCUCUGCACCUGCUCCCUCACCAGCCCCUUCUGCUCCAGCCUCCCUGCCUCCACCAUCCCCACCUGCUCCAGCCAAAUCAUCGCUUCCUACUGUUAAGAGCCCCAUGGCAGGCACAUUCUACCGUAGUCCAGGACCUGGUGAACCACCCUUUAUCAAGGUUGGGGAUAAAGUGCAGAAGGGACAAGUUCUAUGCAUUGUUGAAGCCAUGAAGUUAAUGAAUGAAAUAGAGUCUGACCAAACAGGAACCGUUGUCGAUAUUGUCGCAGAAGAUGGCAAGCCUGUGAGCCUCGACACUCCCCUGUUUGUGGUUCAACCGUAG
Molecule: messenger RNA, 858 nt
Organism: Microthlaspi erraticum
Lineage: Eukaryota; Viridiplantae; Streptophyta; Magnoliopsida; Brassicales; Brassicaceae
Source: the annotation of a GenBank genome assembly